AUGGCGGCGGCGGCGGCGUGGCCGGAGCUGGAGGCGGCGGCGCGGGAGCGGCGGCGGGAGCUGGCGCUGGGCGGCGCGGCGGUGGCGGAGCGCGUGGCGGCGGGCGGCGGGCGGCUGCCGGCGGCGCUGCUGGCGCUGCCGCUGCUGCAGUCGCUGGAGGUGAGCGGCUGCGCGGCGCUGCGGGAGCUGGGCCCGGGGCUGGCCGCCGCCCUGCCCGCGCUCCACACGCUGGUGCUGCGCGGCAACGCGCUGGGCCCCGCCGGGCUGGGCGCCGGCCUGGGCGGGCCGCUGCCGGCCCUGCGCGUCCUCGACCUCUCGGGCAACGGGCUGGAGGCGCUGCCGCCGCCGCUGGGCGGCGCGGGGCCGGGCCCGGGGCCCGGGGCCGGGGCCGGGGCCGAGCCCGAGCCCGGCGGCGCCCCGGCCUUCCCGCAGCUGCUCAGCCUCAACCUGGGCGGCAACCGGCUGCGGGAGCUGGGCCCGGGGCUGGCCCGCGCCGCGCCGCGCCUCCAGGCGCUGCUGCUCUCCGGCAACCGGCUCCGCGCGCUGCCCGGCGGCCUCCUGCCGCCGCCUGCCGCCGCCGCCGCCGGGCUCUUCCCUCUCCUCAGCCGCCUGGAGGCGGCCGACAACGAGGUGGCCGAGCUGGACGCCGGCAUCGCCGCCCUGCCCGCCCUCAAGAGCCUGGACGUCUCCAACAACCAGCUGACAGAGCUCCCAGCCGAGCUGGCCGACUGCCCCCGGCUGAAGGAGGUCAACUUCAGGGGCAACAGGCUAAAGGACAAGCGGCUGGAGAAGAUGGUCAACGGCUGCCAGACAAAAUCCAUCCUGGAGUAUCUGCGGGUGGGAGGCCGUGGAGGUGGGAAAGGGAAAGUCGACAGCACGCGAGAGGAGAGUAGGAAAAAGAAAAGAGAGAAGCGUCAGAAGAAGGAUAGCGGGGAUGGGGAACAAGACGAGCUGGAAGAUGUUAACAGGUUGUUGGUCAAGGUUCUGCACGUCUCUGAAAAUCCUGCGGCCUUGACUGUCAAAGUGAGCCCAGGCAUCAAAGACGUCCGACCCUUCAUUGUGUGCUGCGUGUUGAAAGGAGUAAACUUACGGCCUGGAAACGCGUUGAAGAGGUUUCUGUCUGCCCAGACUAAACUGCAUGAAGAUAUCUGUGAAAAGCGAACAGCAGCCACAAUUGCCACACAUGACUUGCAGCUCAUCAAAGGUCCUCUGGUAUAUGACGUUCAGCCUCCUGGUGAAUUGAAGAUAACGCCCCUAGGUCGAAAGGAAAUCAAGGCAAAGGAUCUUGUCCGUCAGCUGCAGUUAGAAGCUGAGGAGCAGAGAAAACAGAAGAAGCGUCAGAAUAUCUCUGGAUUGCACAAAUAUCUUCAGUUACUGGAUGGCAAAGAUAACUAUCCAUGUCUUGUGGAUGCUGAAGGUGUUGCUAUUUCUUUCCCACCGAUAACCAAUAGUGAGAAAACAAAGAUCAGGAAAAACACAUGUGAUCUUUUUCUAGAAGUGACAAGUGAUACCAGUUUACAGAUAUGCAAAGAUGUCAUGGAUGCACUAAUUCUGAAAAUAGCAGAACUAAACAGGUUCACCUUGGAAAACAAGGAGGAAGACUCAGGCUCAGAUAACGAAUCUGAUGCUCUUUGUGGGCCAGUGAAUUUGAAUCCUGCACAAAAUGUACAGCAGAUGAAUUCUCCAUUGGUAGUGGAGCAAGUUCGAGUGGUGGACACAGAUGGAAACUUGAAAGUACUUUAUCCUUCAAAAACUGACCUAAGCACAGUUUCCUCUCUUCUGACUGUAAUACGCUAGCAGCUAUCAAAUCUAGGAGAAGUGUUCAGUUUUCAUCUUUUUCAUGUUCAAGAAUGCAACUUGUACACGGUGAAAUUGUUCCUUUAUUUUAUUUUAUUUUUUUCUUUUACGAAAGGUGCAGUGUAUCCUGCCUUGCUAUGUAAAAACCGUUAAGUUUGAUUAAGCUAUGGCAAGGAGUAUUGCAUUCUUUCAGCCUUAAUAAAACCUUACCACUAUUCUGACGAGUUAGAGAUACCAGUAUCUCCAAAGGCAAACUUAAAAGCAAAGGUGGUAUCAGAAGUUAGAAUGCAUUACUUUGUAGACAGAAACAUUACUGCAUGAUAGCAGUUUAUAAAAUGGAUGCAGUCCUAUUUUUCUGCAAGAUCACCACUUCUUCCUGAUAGUUUUCCACUGGAUUUUUACCUCAGUAGCUGAACUGAGAAAUGCAGUAGAUGCCAACAUUGAAACUAACCAAGUUAUAUGCUGCAUACCAGUAGUAGAGACCAAAUGCCAAAAUAGUUAGUGAACAUACCAUCCAAAGGUAUGGUAUUUAAGGAAGAUUUACAUUAGUUAGGGCCUUGAGUUUUUUUGCAGUUCUACGUAACUUUAUAUCAGGAGUAAUCAUGAAACACUGAAAAAUCUGCGUCUUUUAAAAAUCUUCAAUCUAAUUGCUGUUGGAACUUGAGCAAUGAGCUUUAAAGUGAUAGUUUCUCCAGGGUUCUCACAUUAACACAGCUUCCAUUUUUAAGUGAAGUCAGCUGAAUUGACUGCAGGGGUGCUUUGUUUCCCAGUGCUUUUUACAGCUGUCAGUCAUCUUCUUGGAAAUACCAGGAGUACUGAACUUGUGUAACCAUUGAGCUAGCUGUUGAUCAAGCACUGGGUUCAUAGAGUUCACCUCUGUUCAGAGGGCUCGCGUUGGUCUUCACCACCACUAUUCAUACUCCCCUAUCUGCCUAGAAUACAAGCACUCUUGCCCCAAAGCGGUCCUAGUGGAGUUUUCCGUCACAUUCCAAUGUGGAACGUGAUGAGGAGGACACCUUCCAAAGCACAGGUAGAGUGUUCUAAUUCUUGCAGUCGGUGGGUGAUCUUUUACAUCCUGGCUAGUAACUGUAUAAAUACAAACCUCUCCUCCACAAGCUAGAGUGAUCAACAGAGUCACUUGUUCUUUUUUCUGUUGAAAAUGUCAUGUAGCUCUUACUGAACUUCCUUUAACUUUGACAAAUACGUUCACUUGCUGGGAUUUGCAAAUUGAAUGGAAAAAUAAAGUGGUUCUUGCAGUCA
Rhea pennata is the source of this 3057-nucleotide messenger RNA. RefSeq names its product leucine rich repeat containing 47 (gene LRRC47). Gene Ontology annotation, biological process: phenylalanyl-tRNA aminoacylation. Gene Ontology annotation, molecular function: protein binding; RNA binding; phenylalanine-tRNA ligase activity. The record is from RefSeq and is a predicted model, not a curated record. Bases 1 to 1797 code for a protein of 598 amino acids. Lineage: Eukaryota; Metazoa; Chordata; Aves; Rheiformes; Rheidae. The transcript is spliced from 7 exons.